Messenger RNA from Colletotrichum phormii, 1755 nucleotides. RefSeq names its product impB/mucB/samB family protein. Lineage: Eukaryota; Fungi; Ascomycota; Sordariomycetes; Glomerellales; Glomerellaceae. Gene Ontology annotation, molecular function: DNA-directed DNA polymerase activity; damaged DNA binding. The transcript has 3 exons. Bases 1 to 1755 code for a protein of 584 amino acids. Gene Ontology annotation, biological process: translesion synthesis. The record is from RefSeq and is a predicted model, not a curated record.
AUGGAGUUGCCCAGAAAACGGGCGCCCAGGCGAAGAGAUGACCGUGUUAUACUCCACUUUGACUAUGACUGCUUCUACGCCUCAGUUUGUGAGAACCGAGACCCCCGGCUAAAGGCGCUGCCUUUGGGCGUGAAGCAGAAGAACAUCUUGGCCACGUGCAAUUACGUCGCUCGCAAGCAAGGGGUCAAGAAGCUCAUGCUCAUCACGGAAGCUAAACGGCUCUGCCCGAAUCUCGUCAUCAUCGAGGGAGAGGAUCUGACGCCGUUUCGAGAUGCGAGUAAAAAGCUCUUUGCGUUCAUGAGGGGCUACUCGUGGAAUCGCAAGGCGGAGAGGUUGGGGUUCGAUGAGAUUUUCAUGGACGUCACAGACAUCAUCGACUACAACAUGUUCUGCCUCAACCGGGCCUCGCUGUCAGAGUCAUUCUUCCACCUUUCGAAGAAGGAUCCCGAAAAGGGGUUUCCAUGUGAUUUGACCAAAGUUGCGGGCUGCGUAUAUGGGAACAUCCCCGACAUAAGAGAUAUCAACAACUCCGCCUACGUGCGCCUGCUUCUGGCGAGCCACCUUGCCUUUCACCUCCGUAUGAAGCUUGAGGAGGACUUUGGCUUCACGGCUUCGGUUGGUAUAUCAACAAAUAAGCUCCUUAGCAAGCUCGUGGGGAGCGUGAAUAAGCCGCGUAACCAAACGACGCUGAUGUCAUUUGACGAUGCUGUGGUCACCGAGUUCAUGGAUGCGCACUCCGUUCGAAAAGUUCCCGGUAUCGGCUCCAAGACGUCGCGCGCGCUGGAGGAAAAGUACCUCGCGACGCCCCUGGGACCCGACGAUGCUGACAGGGAGACAUCACCACUCAAAGUCUACGAUGUGCGUACACACGAGCAGACUUCGCCCGACGCACUGGAGAAGCUUCUCGGCGGCCCUGGUUCCGAACGGGGCGUCGGCGAGAGGGUGUGGGGUCUCCUACAUGGGGUCGACGACACUGAUGUAAAGGACGCGAGCGAUGUGCCGUCACAGAUUAGUAUCGAGGACACGUACAAAGGGUUGGAGAGCAUGAGUCAGAUUGAAGGCGAGCUACGGAAGAUAUCUGCUUCUCUCAUCCGGCGUAUGCGGACGGAUCUCCUAGCCGACGACAACAGCAACGACUCGAUCGAGCCGGGCAGUCAGAGAUGGAUUGCGCACCCCAAGACAUUGAGACUUUCCAUUCGGCAAUGGCCUUCUUCUGAUCCUCCACCGGGGACGCCAUGGUAUUCACACCCGGAUUUCCAACGUAUUUCCCGAUCCCAGCCUAUUCCUAACUUUAUCUUUAACACGAAGGAGACACCCGAUGCCUUGGCGGAGCGACUGACGACGGAGAUCUUGCUUCCCACGAUGAAGAAGUUCUUUCUGGCUGGUCAUAAGUGGAAUCUGCAGCUUCUGAAUGUCUGCGUUGCGAAUUUGGCCGCUAGUGGUAGUGAGGCCGGACCAGGUGUCGGACGAGAUAUCUCUGUCAUGUUCCGCAAGCAGGAUGACGUUCUCCGACAGUGGAAGAUUGAUACGACCAUUGUGGAAGACGACGAUGAUGAUGGUAUCGGUGGUGGUGGUGAUGCUCAACGCCAGUCGAUCUCAGAUGACGAGGAUGAGGAAAUUGAGGUGGAAGAGUUUGGUGAAGACGACGGAUCAUGGGAAGGCGAUGAAGUUACGGCACGGUGUCCAUUGUGCGGCCACUCCAUCCCGCCAUUUGCACUCGCCGCUCAUGCGAGGUUCCACGACUUUGAGGACUGA